Messenger RNA from Manis javanica (Malayan pangolin), 1180 nucleotides. RefSeq names its product isochorismatase domain containing 2 (gene ISOC2). NCBI's taxonomy places the organism in Eukaryota, Metazoa, Chordata, Mammalia, Pholidota, Manidae. The record is from RefSeq and is a predicted model, not a curated record.
GUGCCUCCAGGAAGGCUCCCAGGGCUCCUGGAGACUGAGGCUGGGAGCAGGGAAGUUCGGAGAAGGCUUCCUGGGAGGGAACUUACCUGCUGAAAAGGACACAUUAAGAAGAAAGUGGGUUCCUGGUGGGGAACUGCAGAUGCAAAGGAGGAGGUUCACAAGCACCAGGGGGCCUGCCGGGAUCUAAGCGCAUGGACCCUGGCCUGCACAAAGGCGCCUCCCUGCCUGACCCUGCUGCGCACCUCCAGGACAUGGCGGCUGUGAGGCCAGGCCUGGGCCGAGUCCACCCUGGAUCGUCCAUCCUGUUCCUGUGUGACAUGCAAGAGAAGUUCCGCCAUGUUGCGUAUUUCCCACAGAUUGUGUCUGUGGCGGCCCGCAUGCUCAAGGUGGCCCGGCUGCUGGGGGUACCAGCUGUGCUGACAGAGCAGUACCCACAAGGCCUGGGCCCCACAGUGCCCGAGCUGGGAGCGGAAGGCCUACGACCACAGCCUAAGACCUGCUUCAGCAUGGUGCCUGCAGUGCGGCAGGAGCUGGACGCGCGGCCCCAGCUGCGCUCCGUGCUCCUCUGUGGCAUUGAGACACAGGCCUGCAUCUUGAACACAACCCUCGACCUCCUGGACCAGGGGCUACAGGUCCACGUGGUGGUGGAUGCCUGCUCCUCCCGCAGCCAGGUGGAUCGGCUGGUGGCUCUGACCCGGAUGCGACAGAGUGGCGCCUUCCUCUCCACCAGUGAAGGGCUCAUUCUGCAGCUUGUGGGUGACGCCACCCACCCCCAGUUCAAGGAGAUCCAGAAGAUCAUCAAGGAGCCCGCCCCGGACAGCGGGCUGCUGGGCCUCUUUCAAGGCCAGAACCCCCUCUUCCGCUGAACCCCCGGCCCCGCCUGAGGGAGACCACCGUCCUUCACCGGGGCCUCGGUGGAGGUCUCUCCCCCGUCCGCGGAUCCCAAGUGUGGUGCAGUCCACCGGGAGUGCCGCCCCUCGGGCGGGGAGGCGGGGUGCUGCCUUGCCAUUGGGCCGUAGCUCGCGGAAAUGCAAAUGAGGCUCCUGGAGCUGGGAGGGAGUUGGCUGAGCCGAACGAGAGGCGGGGCUCGGCUCCGGGCCGCCUCACGGGACGGGGCGGGGGGGAGUGUCACCGGCUGUGUGGGACCCGGGCCGCGGAAUAAACAUUGAUGUGGCUGUGG